AUGGAUGCCAUCGCUGUGACUACUCUCCAGGGACUGACCUCUUAUGCUCUUGAAGAGUUCAAAUUGCUGUGGAAUGGUAAAAAUGAUGUAAAAAGGAUGAAGAACACUAUCCGUGCAAUCAGAGCUACAUUGUUGGAUGCAGAGGCAAAGGCCAACAAUAACCAUCAAGUCCGCUUUUGGCUUGCCAGACUCAAAGACGUGCUCUAUGAUGCAGAUGACCUGCUGGAUGAUUUAUCCACUGAAGUCAGGGGAAUGCUAGAUGAAAUUGAUAAUGACAAGAAGCAAUUUCAUUUGAUUGAUCACCCUCCUAAGCCUUCACCUGUACUUGAGCAACGAAGGCAAACAUACUCUUUCGUGCAUGAAGAUGAAAUUAUUGGGAGAGAGGAGGAAAAGGAUAUGAUUUUACAUUAUUUGUUAGACAGUGGUGUGAAAUCUAGUGUUUCAAUUAUUCCCAUUGUUGGAUUUGGAGGGUUAGGUAAGACUGCACUCGCUCAACUUGUGUACAAUCAUGUGGAUGUUCAUAAACAUUUUGGGUUGAAAAGGUGGGUGUGUGCGGGCAAUGAAUUUGAUGUAAGACAAAUAGCUCAAAAGAUUUUAGGGCAAGCAGAUCCAAAAGAGAUAGAGCAAGUGCAACAAGACUUUAGACAAUUAAUAGAAGGGGAGAAAUUUUUGAUUGUGUUGGACGAUGUGUGGAAUGAAGAUGUUGGGAUUUGGCAUAAACUGAAAAGUUUCCUAACCAUGGGAGCAGAGGGGAGCACGGUAAUUGUUACCACACGUAGUGAGAAGGUGGGAAAGAUGAUGGGCACCUAUACGCCAAUUAUCCUUAAAGGUUUAGGUGGUGAAAGAUCGUGGGAGUUGUUUUGUACAAUGGCUUUCGAAAGGGGUAGAGAAUCAAAUGAUAAAGAGUUGUUGGCAAUUGGAAAGGAGGUUGUAAGGAAAUGUGCAGGAGUUCCUCUUGCUAUUAGAGUUGUUGGAAGUCUCGUGUAUGAUAAAACCUUAGAAGGAAUAACAAAUUUGUCAUACUUGAGGAAUUGUGAGCUUUGGAAUAUGGAUCAUUUGGAGGAAAGAAUCUUUGGAGUGCUUAAACUCUCUUAUGAUAAUCUUCCUUCACCCAUGAAAAACUGUGUUGCGUUUUGUUCGCUAUUCCCAAAAGCUUUUGAAUUCAAGAAGCAAAUGCUAAUCGAAAUGUGGAUGGCUGAAGGAUUUAUUCAAUCAACUAAUCAGAUGAGGGGUGAGGAAGAUGUUGGGAAUGAAUAUUUUAUGAAUCUACUUUCAAGAUCCUUCUUUCAAGAUGCCCGAAGAGAUUUGUAUGGUGACAUAGAGUCAUGUAAAAUGCAUGACCUUGUUCAUGAUUUAGCCUCAGUCAUAGUGCAAUUCGGGAAUUGCCUAGAGAUAUUGCCAAAUUGGUAA
Messenger RNA from Neltuma alba, 1410 nucleotides. Its product is annotated as disease resistance protein RGA2-like. Lineage: Eukaryota; Viridiplantae; Streptophyta; Magnoliopsida; Fabales; Fabaceae. Gene Ontology annotation, molecular function: ADP binding. Bases 1 to 1410 code for a protein of 469 amino acids. The transcript has a single exon. The record is from RefSeq and is a predicted model, not a curated record.